Pistacia vera is the source of this 501-nucleotide messenger RNA. Its product is annotated as pentatricopeptide repeat-containing protein At3g22470, mitochondrial-like. NCBI's taxonomy places the organism in Eukaryota, Viridiplantae, Streptophyta, Magnoliopsida, Sapindales, Anacardiaceae. The record is from RefSeq and is a predicted model, not a curated record. Gene Ontology annotation, molecular function: protein binding. The transcript has 3 exons. Bases 1 to 501 code for a protein of 166 amino acids.
AUGGAUCAAGGUGUGCGGCCUUGUGUGGUGAUGUUUAGUGUGGUCAUGGAUGAGCUUUGCAAGAAAGGGAAAUUGGACGAAGCAAAUAGGUGGUUGGAACUGAUGAUCCAAACAGGUGCGGAUCCUGACAUUUAUACUUACAACAUUUUAAUCAAGGGUAUUGCUUUGCAGAGAUCUAUCUCAAAACAAAGGUUUGUCAGGAACUCUUCCGCUGUCAAUUGGGAAUUUGACAAAGCUUGUGAACCUGUACUGUUCUUGUGGUCUCUUAUUAUUGGAAGGUUUGCCUUGCAAGGAUUUCUAACAUUUAGAUCAUUGCUGGUCCUGUUUGUGAAACUCUUCAAUGACAUUCUCUGCAGAAAUCUUAAUUCGAAUAGCUUCAGUGGACCUAUACCAGCUUCCAUUGGCAAUCUUACCAAACUUGUUUUGCUGGAUUUGACUGAUAACCAGCUCAAUAAAACAAUUCCAGUCUUUAAUGAAACUUACCUGGAUUGGAUGGACUAG